Mixia osmundae IAM 14324 is the source of this 2494-nucleotide messenger RNA. RefSeq lists its product as uncharacterized. The transcript has 2 exons. Bases 107 to 2320 code for a protein of 737 amino acids. The record is from RefSeq and is a predicted model, not a curated record. Lineage: Eukaryota; Fungi; Basidiomycota; Mixiomycetes; Mixiales; Mixiaceae. Gene Ontology annotation, biological process: intra-Golgi vesicle-mediated transport. Gene Ontology annotation, cellular component: COG complex.
CCGUCACACACACCGCCAGUCCCGAACGCAUUGAUGACUAGACAAGCUCAGCAAUAGCUCAUCAGAGUCUGAGCCUCCUUAGCGAGCAAGAAGCUUAGCGCAAGUCAUGUCGUCUGCAGCGGUAGCUCAGCCAGCUCUGGGCAAUGGACAGCCGACAUCAAUCACACCAGUCCUGGACGUAUCGGAAUCUCCAAUGCCGAGUUCCAGUGGUGGCGAGAGCUGGCUGCCGUCACUUGUCGAGCUGCUAUCGACUUCUGUCGCUCAGCAGCUCCGACGAGAGCCAACGGCAGAUGCUCGCGACCCCACAUCACUGUCGCCAGUGACAGCGAGGAAGGCGAUCUUGCGACCUACAGAAGUCGCUGCGACUGUACAUGCGCUUCGUGCGCCAACAGCGACACAAUACCUGACACAUUUGCUCGAGCUACCGCUACCCCAACUACUCGGUGAACCCGACAAGCUCAGGCAGCGCUCAGCGAGUCUGGAGACAGAUCUUGCCAGUCUCGCGUAUCGCUCCUAUGCCAACUUUAUCGCGAUACACGAAGCGCAAAAGGGCAUAUCGACUUCAUUCAAUAUGCUGGGCAGCUCACUUACUGGUCUGCUGAGCUCGAUCAGCGCUCUGUCAGACUCAUCGCAGCAAUUCGAGCAGUUUUCUAGACCGAUCAUAAUCGAAAGGGACCGAUACGCGCUCGUACUCGACAAUGUAACUCAAUGUCAGGAAUUGGUCGAGAUACCGAGCAUGGUCAGAACAUGCGUCCGCGGCGGGUGGUGGUCAGAAGCCAUGGAGCUUGCCGAGCGAUGCGAGUCACUCCAAGAGCAGAUGCAGCUGACUCUAGCUUCCCUGCGCGGGCGGCGCGCUUCGCUCAGCGGACCGCAAAUAGAUGCCAAUACUGGCAAAGGUGCGCUAUCUGUCCUGCAGCAAAUAAGAGCUCGCGUGGCCGACGAGAUCCUCAUACUACGCUUGACGCUAUUGCGAGGCUUGUCCGACAAAGACCUCAAGUUGCCGGGCGCACUGAGGAAUGUCAACCUCUUGCGGCGAAUGCGCACGGCGCUCAGCGAGGCAGACACUGUCAGUCUAGACGAAGCCGAGCUCAGAUUGGCACUUGUCAGCUCGCGAUGGACAUGCCUGACAGUCCAGCUGAAAACACUCUCACGGGCUCAGCUGCCUGCAUCACAAGUGGGCAUGGUCAACGGGCAUUCACAUCGUCCAGAGAUGACAGAGGAUCGGUUGCGAUAUAUCAAGAAAUGGAUUGAGAUAUGGCGAGAAGGCGUAGGAGAGACUGUCGGUAUGUACACAGACGUGUUUCUCAUCUCAUCUACACGCUCGAACGAACCGGAUGGUGAUGUUUCGACGGAGCCGUUGGCUGCUUUCUUGCUCAAAUCCGCUUCAAUAUUGUUCGAGAUGCUCGAGUCGGAUCUACAGCACAUUCACUCGGUAUCUGCACUCAGCUCGCUACUCACUCAGCUCUCGUACUGCUCUGCAGCCUUUGCACGCUUCGGUCUGGAUUUCGUCUGGCGAAUCGGUACGCUCGUACAAGAGCGAGUCAAGCUCGUCGUCGUCGAGCGGUGGCAAAGGGCAGUGGAUGACUUUGCGCAGGAGUGCACCGCUCCUGCGCCGAACAGCGCUGGUCUCUUACAAUCUUCGAGAAGCAGUCAGAGUAGGCGAGCGGCAGAACGCAGACUUGCGAAAUGGCUCUUGGCGCCCGAGUCUCGCAAUCGGCUCGCUUCAACGCAGUUGCCUGCCUUGCCAGAUUGGCCCGUCGGACUUGAUGCGAUUGCGAUACCGCCUGCUGCCCUGGGCAAGCACGCAACGAAUGGGCAAAUUACUGCAGCGUCGCAUCAGCCUUCGGUCGAACUGACGCUGUUUCCGCCGCUUGCCAGAUUACUCAAUGGCUUCUUGACGGGCUUCAAUGAGCUCAGAUUGCUACCCGUGGCCGCAUUGCGCGAUAGCCUGGCGAACGAGCUCCAGGAGCAGCUUUUGCGGGCAGUGACGGUGAUGAGCCAAAUCGGGCGACAGACGUUAUCUGUACUGGCCCAUCUGCCCGUCAAUCCUCCCGGAUCGCCAUCGAUAGCGGAAGAAGAUGAUACGAGCGAGGAAACGCUGAGAAGACGAGAGGCGGAAGAAGAUCAGCGAAUCUGCCUACUCGCUCUUGCCACUUUCUCCCGUCUUCUCAUGCCGUUCCUGGACCAAGGCUUCCGUAAAGGCAUCUAUGGCGAGAUGGCGUCGACGUCUUUGAAUGAGCCUAUCGAAUUGGCAAAGGGACGCAUGCAGAUCGAGCGACUCAUCGUCAAAUUGGUGGGCGGCAACCCUGAUGAAUUGUAGUACGCUCAACAGGGUAUUGCAAUUCUCUAGUCGUCUAAUCUGAUCCCUCGUCGUCAUCACCGGGUACAAUCAUGUCAUCGUUGGUGACGAUCAUGCUAUUGUCCAUUGCCAUCUCUUGCUCUGCCUGGUUGAAGCUCGCCCUCAGUCCUUCGUUCUCUGCCUCUUCUGGUUGCG